UCAAACCUUUAGGCGAUCCGCCAUUUCUCAAGUUGGUUUGACGAAAAUCGCAAAAAUCGACAAUAAAAACCAUGAAUUUUAUUUACCCAACAAUUGCCAUAAAUGUAUAACAGUGCGUUUAAACUAAAACAAACUUUUGACAAGGUUUUUUCAAGAUUUCCAUCAUAGAAAAGUGCCAAUGUGAAUUUGCUAUGAGGCUAAAACAAAGCCUCAAUGCCCCCAGUAGAAUAGAUAAUGCACAAAAUCGCAAAGGGCUUGAAAAAGAAGAAAAAAGGGAAAAAGUCCAAACACAAGGAGGAGGAGCUCUUCAAACCGGAAGAGCUUGAAGCUUACAGAAGAGAACACGCCGCUACAGGAGAAGAAGGAUCGGCUAAAAACGAAGAGUGGAAAAAUUUCCUAUCGCUAACUUCGGGAGUCGAUGACAUUUUAAAGAAAACCCAAGACGAUCUAGAUCGAAUAAAGAGUACGUCCUUCUUUCAACGUAUUCCACCAUCAAGCAAAACAGAGAAAGAGAAGAAACCAGAACCUUCCCAAACAAUAGUUGAGAAUAAAAAAGAAGAUCCGGUACUCAAACAAGAAGACCCUUCUCAAUUGGGUAUCGUCCCUGUAUCUGAAUCAGAAUCUGAAGAAGAAGAAGAUGAUGAUAUUUUUGACACGACCUACAUUGACGCUAUUGCAGCUGGAGAAGUAAAGCUAGCAUACAUUCCAGAGUCGCCAACAGAAAAACAAGAAGGAGACGAUCCUUUCGACACAUCUAUAGCCGAGAGAGCUAUCUUAGGACCGGCUGUAGAGCGAAAAGGCAAGAAAUUAGUACCUUUGGGUGCUGCUGUAGAAGUACUUACUGGACGAGUACAACUACCCACUUGUGCUACUAAACCCGUAUCGUCUAGAAGACAGAUAUUGAAGCAAAGAGACUUGCUAUUAGGCAGUUUUGACAACAGCGAAAACGUACCUCCUACAAAUAGUACCGCAGUUACAGAAUCGCCAGAGCAAAUCAAAACUCUUCUUGAUGAUGAUGAAAUUCCAUUGCCCGACGAACCAAUCGACUUAAGUAAAACACUUUAUAUUCCUCCACCUCAACCACUCGACACAGCAGAAGAUAAAUCAAAAAAUAUCGUCAAAGAAUUUGAAGACGACGAGGACAAAGAGUUUGAAGCUCUAGCUGCCGAGAGUUUAUCAAAAACUCCCCUUAGUGUUGUCACUAGUGAAGUACUACAACAAACAGUAGUACCAGUGGGCGUUGUAGAAGACGCGAGUAAUUGGAAACCAUUUGGAUCAGACGAACCAAAAACAGAUGACUUAGAUACAGAAGUUUUUGAAGACGAUCCGUUCGACACUACAUUUGCUGAAAGAAUUCUUCCAGGCAAGGCCGAACUCAAAUUAAUUGAAAAAGAAAUUCUAGAAAACGAUGUCGAUUUUGAUCCAAGAGCUGAACAAGCGAACAGUCAAUCUGUAUUACUAAAAGACCGUAUACCAGAAUCUCAACUCAACCUUAUAACCCCCGUACAACGCGAUCUUCUUGGUGGAAGCACCAGUGAUCUCUCUAAACUAGGAGACGCUCCCAUUCAACCUACAGGAGAUCAGAAUUCUGAAGACAUCAAAUAUUGCGAUCCAUUUGACACAUCAUUGAUUGACUCUAUUAAAGCUCCGGGCCAGGCAGAACUAAAAUUCUUAGAAAAAGAACUACUAGGUGACAUUAAAUCCACUACGUCAGUUUUAAACAAAACCGAGUCAGUGGAAGACGACGAUUUUGAUCCUAGAGCUACAGAAUCCAGGCCAAAAGAGCGUACCCUUUCCAGACCGGACGUACUAAACGUUGGUCAGUCAAAAUCUGUUUCUUUUUCGGUACCGGGCUCAGAAAAAGGUUUAUUGGGUUUGGACGAGGGAUCAAAGGUACCGAAACCUUUAACGCCGUUUUACGUGCGUAAAAACUCGGUUCCUGGAACUCAAAGUUCCGAGGAAGACGACCAGGAUCCUUUUGAUACAUCGUUUGUAUCGAGUUUGGCCCCGGGUAAGGCAGAACUGAAAGUGAUUGAAAGUGAAUUGUUCGAUUCCAGCACUGCGAGUGUUUUGGACGAUCAAGACUUCGAUCCUAGAGACGAAGCUAAAGUUGCCAAAGUAACGGUCGUAGAGGCGAUCAAAGAAAUAGCCAAUCCCAAGCCUAAACCGGAUGUUUUGCCUUUAGCAACUCAAUCGCUGGAUUUGUUAUCAGCUUCUAACGACACUUCAGCCAAAGUUCUUACUCCAGUCACCACAGUUGCCGAAACUACAAAAUUAUCUUACGCCGAUCCGUUCGACACUUCUAUAGCCAAGAAUAUUUUACCUGGCAAAGCCGAAUUGAAGCUUCUGGAAAAUGAGUUAAUUAAAAAGAAAGAAGAACUUACGGAACCAAAUAGAGAUCUCCUCGUGCACAGUGGGGAUACUAUAAUCGAAAAACCUCUUUCUCCGGAACUGGAUAUUGAAAUCGAGGAAGAUAAUUUCGAUCCCUUCGAUACAAGUUUUGCCAGUAAUAUUCAGCCGGGUAAAGCCGAAUUGAAAGUUUUAGAAUCUGAGUUAUAUAAUCGGUUAAAAAUGGCUGUAAAUCCGUUUCUGUUUCAAGAUGAGGGCUUCGGAUCCCCGGAGAAUCAGUUUCAAAAUAAUUCUAAUCCGUUUCUUAUGGAGGAAGAACCGGCACACAAUGAUCAGAUUUUGGAUGAUAACCCGUUUCUGUCACAGUCUGCUGUGGCGGUUACAAAUCCUUUCGCAUUCGAUCCCAUGGACUUGGAACCGGCUGAAGCGCAAGUACCAAAUAACGUGCCUACUUCAAAUGCUUUCGGUGAUAUGUCUAGUACUUCUCAAGAUUUCUUUUCAACCGGUAGUAAUACUACUGCAACAACCAACGCAGAUUUAUUAUCGGGGUUUUCGACAAAUACCAGCAUAAACAAUUUUGUAAGUCAGCCAGAACAGAUUACUACCACUGCACAAAAACCUUCUGACUUAGAUUUAAAAUACUCACAUCAAUCGUUCAAUGGACCUGCUAGGCCUCCACCACCUCGUCCGACUCAGAGUAAAGAGACUCAAGACCUUCUCAUGUCGGUUAUGGGUGCAAUGGAUGCCACCAGCUCACAUUUACUAGACAAAAUUCCUCCAACACGAACUCCAAGUCCAGUUUCUAUGAGAGACUUACAAUCACCAAGUCCCACUCCUGAGCCCACGUUUGGUGAUCUUCUAGACGUCGGAGAAUCAACUCAUAAAGCUCCAGAACCAGCUCAAGAAGAUUUACUGUCUUUAAAUAGUUCUACUCAAGCUGUGCAUGAUAUUAAUCAAAAUCCUUCGGUUACACAGGUUCCUCAGAGGCCUGUCAUGCCUCCUUCGAGACCUGCUCCUCCAGUCAGACCCCCGCGGCCGGCGCCUCCUCAAAAACCACCUCCUCCUCCUAUUACCGCGCGUUCUCCAAACUUUCCGCCAAAUCCAGUACCUUCCAGUCAAGCUUCCAAUGCUUUCGGGCUAAGCCAAAAUGUUAACAAACCUACGGAACCCACUCAAAAAGCUCCAGAAGCACAACAGAACCAAGCACAAAACGACAUCAUGGAUAUGUUCGACGUAUCUGUGAGUCAGCAGCCUAAAGUUGCCUCUAAGGCGGAUAUUUUGAAUUUGUAUAACGUUCCAAAGCAAGAAAAAGUUCAGCCGGAUCUUCUCUGUGACGUAGGCUUUGAGGCAGAAAGUAAAACUCCUACUAUAACGGAGAACUUAGUUAGUGAGGAUUUACAAAUAAAAGAGGAAGAUUCUGGUUUUGUAGGUGAAGCAAAUGAUGACUUGACCCCUACAAACCAACCGGAAGUAGCAAAAGAUAACGUUCUGAGUCCCGAACCUUCAGCUGAAUUGCAAAUGGACACUAGCGAUAGUCAGAGUAAAGGAUCGGUGUCUAGUGUAACUUUUAAUCCUUUCUCUGUCUCUGACGACUUCGGGACUCAGAGCAAGGAACCCGACUUGCAGCAGGACAAUUUGGAUAGCGUGUUCAAAAAGGAAACGGACAAGAUGGACAUUUUUAGUACCCCUGCCCCCGCACCGACGCCUAUACCUGGAGCUAACUCGGAAGGUUUUGAUUUUGACAGCGCUGUGACCAAUACUACCACGAAUGUAGCUCAUUUUCAACCAGUUCAUGAUGAAUUUGAUGCAUUCGCUGAGAAAUUCGAGUCAGUUAAGUCGGAUGAAAACAAAAACGGAGGUUUUGAUGCUUUUGGUGGUGGUGUUGUGCAAGGUGACGAUGUUUGGGGUAAUGAUUUCGGUAGUUCUAACCAGACGGAGAGUGGUUUUGGUAAUGAUGGUGGAUUCGAUGAGUUUCUUGCGAUGAGAGCUCCUCCUGGAGGUAAGCGGCGUGAUAGUCAGGAUUCAGAUGAAGAAAAGGAUUUUUCUGUCGUUAUCAGACCGAAAACAGAGGAUGCAUUCUCUGGAAUAACGCCAAUUCUGGCUCCUCCACCUGCUCAAACUCAAGUUGCCUUCUCCGAUACUUCUCCAAGAUUUAAUCCGUUUGAUCAGCAAACUGAUGUUACCGCAGCUGUACCUCAAGAUCAGGCAGUACCAUUCAGUACUGAACUUAAACGCUCAGAUUCUCAAGAAUCGCCUUCCACACCUCUCUUCGACGACGACACAUCUCAGCCUUUAGAAGACUUCCCAAGAAUAAAAUAUAACGGAGAAGGAUGGGAGAUGCAUCUUAGACAACCAAACAAGAAAAAAAUUACCGGACAAAGAUUCUGGAAGAAAGUCCUGUUGAAGUUGCAGUAUCAGCAGGAUUGCGUGCUGUUGCAAUUGUAUAAUCAACAGUCAGAUAAAGAUCCUUUCCAAGAAUUGCCACUGCAACCUUGCUACUCAGUGUCCGAAAUAGGUGCUCAGCAAUACGACCAAUUCGGAAAGAUAUUCACCAUCAAGCUCCAGUACAUAUUUUACAAGGAGCGGCCUGGUGUCCGGCCUGGUCAAGUGAAAAAAGCCGAAAGAAUCACAAAUAAACUGAGUCAGUUUGCUGCUUAUGCCAUUCAAGGAGAUUACCAAGGUGUAAAAGAAUUUGGAAGCGACUUAAAAAAGCUAGGAUUGCCCGUCGAACACGCACCUCAGGUCUCCCAAGUGAUGAAAUUAGGCUCGUUGAGCUACGAGGACUUAAAACAAUUUUCUUUUUGUAUUGAAGAAGCCUUGUUUAGGCUGCAAGCGCACAGAGACAGAGCCUUACAUUACAAAAUGGAGGAAGUUCAGGUUACUGUCGUUGACGAAUUGUAUGUGGAACAAAGCUCGGAAGGAUACGUUGAAAAACAAAUUGCUCGAGUUAGGUUAUUCUUCUUGGGCUUUUUGACAGGAAUGCCGGAUAUUGAAUUAGGUAUAAACGAUAUGAGGAGACAAGGAAGAGAAGUUGUAGGUCGCCACGAUAUUAUACCAGUGGUAACCGAAGAAUGGAUUAGGUUAGAAAAUGUAGAAUUCCAUUCGUGUGUUCAACAGGACGAAUAUGAAAAUACUCAUAUAAUAAAGUUUAAACCACCAGAUGCUUGUUACAUAGAGUUGAUGCGCUUCAGAGUUAGGCCGCCCAAAAAUAGAGAACUUCCUUUACAACUGAAAGCUCAAAUUUGUGUUACUGGAAUGAGGGUUGAACUGAGAGCUGAUGUACUAGUACCGGGAUUCGCAUCAAGAAAGCUGGGCCAAAUUCCAUGCGAAGACGUCAUGAUCAGAUUCCCCAUUCCGGAAUGUUGGAUCUACAUGUUCAGAGUGGAAAAACAUUUUAGAUAUGGUUCGGUCAAAUCAGCACAUAGAAGGACAGGAAAAAUUAAAGGAAUUGAACGUAUCUUAGGCACCAUGGAUGCUCUACAAGAAAGCUUAAUAGAAGUGACGUCAGGACAGGCUAAAUACGAGCAUCAACACAGAGCAAUCGUGUGGAGGUGUCCGCGCUUACCAAAAGAAGGCCAAGGCGCUUACACCACACACAACAUGGUGUGCAGGAUAGCUUUGACAAGCUUCGAUCAGAUGCCAGAGAAAUUGGCAGAAUAUUGCUACGUGGAAUUUACUAUGCCUGCGACUCAAGUGAGUCAUACGACGUGCAGAAGCGUGAGUCUGCAGAAUUCCGAUUCGGAUGAGCCGCCUGAAAAAUAUGUCAGAUACCUUGCUAGGCACGAGUACAGGGUCGGAAUAGAGCAUACAGAGGGCGAGGCACCAAACGCCUAUUCUUCGGCGACCUACGUCAAAACUACUGCCCCAGCAGCUGCGGCACCAGCCCCAGAAAAACCGGCCCCAGUGGCAGAAGAGUCUAGUUCUGAUAGCGAUUAGACUGACAGGAAGUUUGACCAAAACGAUAACCAUUGAUAUAAAGGUUGUAUACGCCUAUUUUAUUUAAAUUUCUAUACCUACAUCAAUGUAAGAUUAAAGACUUUAAAGGUAUUAUAAAGAAACUAGGUACUAGAUACUGUAAUGUUGUCAUGUGUACUUAAAAAUGUAAGACUUCAUAGUAUUUUUAUGUCUGCUUCACAGAACUAAACGGAGGUGCAAAUAAAAUAAUUAAUUAUUAAAAAGAAAUCAAAUAACAAGUGAAACUCCAUGGAUGUCUAAUACAGUUAAUUUUUAAAUACCUACAGGAGAAUUAUUGGGUUUCUUAGUUAUAUCACAGAUUAGGUAUACUAUAUGUAUACAGAUAAAAAUCUUAUCCCUAAUUCGUGGUACGAAAAUUGUUUUUUAUGACGAUGUGCAAACG
Sitophilus oryzae (rice weevil) is the source of this 6706-nucleotide messenger RNA. Its product is annotated as protein stoned-B-like. Gene Ontology annotation, molecular function: clathrin-cargo adaptor activity. Gene Ontology annotation, cellular component: synaptic vesicle; AP-2 adaptor complex. Gene Ontology annotation, biological process: clathrin-dependent endocytosis; intracellular protein transport; synaptic vesicle endocytosis. NCBI's taxonomy places the organism in Eukaryota, Metazoa, Arthropoda, Insecta, Coleoptera, Curculionidae. The record is from RefSeq and is a predicted model, not a curated record.